AUGGCGCUGUCGCUGCGCAAAAUGGUUUCCAUCGACGAUCGCAUGCGCCUGCUCGUCCCGACUAAGGUCACCGCCGAUGACAAGCUGAUCGAGUACGACAUGCUGCUACUCAAUCACUUCUUGUCGGUGCUCAAGGAUCUUCACGGCGAGGAAAUGCGGGAGCUGGUGCAUCGCUGCUACGAGCUCUCCGGUCAGUAUGGACAGGCCGAGGGGUGCGGCGAUCCGGCAAAGCUGGAAGAUCUGGGCAAUUUGGUGAAGAGCUUGCAGCCAGGGCCAGCGAUUGUGAUUGCGAGCUCGCUGUCUCACAUGCUCAAUCUGGGGAACCUGGCGGAGGAGGUCCAGAUUGCUCAUCGCAGGAGGGUGAGUGAGAAGUCGGGAGGGAUUGGCGACGAGAACAGCGCUCUCACGGAGUCAGACAUCGAGGAGACUUUCCGGAGGCUCAUGAAAUUGGGAAAGUCGCCGCAAGAGAUUUUCGAGGCCUUGAAGACACAGACGGUGGAUCUCGUGCUCACUGCGCAUCCAACGCAAUCCAUCCGACGCUCGCUGCUCCAAAAGCAUUCCAGGAUUCGGAGCUGCCUGUCGGAGCUGUACAAAGACGAUAUCACUCCCGAUGAGAAGCAGGAACUCGAAGAGGCGCUCCACAGAGAAGUCCAAGCGGCCUUUCGGACUGACGAGAUUAGGCGCACACCACCAACACCUCAGGAUGAGAUGCGAGCCGGAAUGAGCUACUUCCACGAAACAAUCUGGAAUUGUCUCCCCAAAUUUCUCCGGCGGGUAGACACCGCGCUGAAAGCGAUCGGGAUAAACGAGCGACUGCCUUACAAUGUACCUCUCAUUCAGUUUUCUUCGUGGAUGGGAGGAGACAGGGAUGGUAAUCCCCGUGUCACUCCGGAAGUAACAAGGGACGUGUGCUUGUUGGCAAGGCUGAUGGCGUCAAGUUUGUACUUUUCUCAGAUUGAAGAUCUUAUGUUCGAGCUCUCUAUGUGGCGGUGCAAUGAGGAACUUCGUGCUAGAGUGGCUCAGCUGGAACUUCGUACGAAAGAGGACGCCAAACACUACAAAGAGUUUUGGAAGCCAAUUCCUUCCAACGAGCCCUUCCGUGUUAUUCUUGGUGAUAUACGUGAUAGAUUGUAUCGGACGAGAGAGCGUGCUCGCCAAAUUCUUGCGACUGGAAAGUCCGACGUGAAUGAAGAAGAGGCUUUUUCGUCCGUUGAGGAGAUCCUUGAACCACUGGAGCUGUGUUACCGCUCGCUAUGCUCUACUGGCGACAAACUUAUAGCGGACGGCAGCUUGCUAGAUUUCAUGCGUCAGGUCUCUUGCUUUGGCCUCGGCUUAGUCAGGCUUGACAUCAGGCAAGAGUCGGACCGGCACACGGAUGUAAUGGACGCAAUCACCACGCACUUGGGCAUUGGUUCUUACCGGAGCUGGACAGAGGAGGAGCGCCAAGAGUGGCUUCUAGCAGAGCUACGCGGGAAGCGUCCGUUAUUUGGAGCAGAUUUACCGAAAACAGAUGAGAUCAAGGAUGUGCUUGAGACGUUCCAUGUGAUUGCGGAGCUUCCAACCGACUGUUUUGGAGCGUACAUCAUCUCAAUGGCGACGGCCCCGUCGGAUGUUUUGGUGGUGGAACUUCUCCAGCGCGAGUGCCGCGUCAACGUGCCUCUGCGGGUGGUUCCCCUGUUUGAGAAGCUGGCCGACUUAGAGGCUGCUCCUGCAAGCCUCACUCGCCUCUUUUCCAUCGACUGGUACCGCAACCGCAUCAAAGGAAAGCAGGAGGUAAUGAUCGGCUACUCUGACUCUGGGAAGGACGCUGGUCGUUUUUCAGCGGCAUGGCAGCUUUACAAGUGCCAGGAAGAGCUUGUCAAGGUGGCAAAGCAGUUUGGUGUUAAGUUGACGAUGUUCCACGGCCGUGGAGGAACCGUUGGCAGAGGUGGUGGUCCGACGCAUUUGGCUAUUCUGUCACAGCCUCGGGACACCAUCGAUGGCUCGCUGCGUGUGACCAUCCAAGGCGAAGUUAUUGAGCAGUCCUUUGGGGAGGAGCACUUGUGCUUCAGAACGCUCCAACGUUUCACAGCUGCAACGCUGGAGCACGGAAUGCAUCCUCCGACCGCGCCGAAAGAAGACUGGCGGAAACUUAUGGACGAAAUGGCCGCGAUUGCCACAGAGGCUUACCGAUCCGUGGUUUUCAAAGACCCGCAGUUCGUGCACUACUUUCGAAUGGCGACACCAGAGCUGGAGUAUGGACGCAUGAACAUUGGAAGCCGGCCAUCCAAGAGAAAGCCAAGCGGGGGUAUUGAGUCUCUCCGGGCAAUCCCGUGGAUAUUUGCAUGGACGCAGACGCGGUUCCAUCUUCCGGUGUGGCUUGGAUUCGGUGAAGCCUUUAAGGAUGUAAUUGACGGGAAUCCACAGACGCUCAAGAUGCUCCAGGCUAUGUACCGCGAGUGGCCUUUCUUCCGGGUCACCGUCGACCUCGUGGAGAUGGUUUUCGCCAAGGGAGACCCCCGGAUUGCCGAGCUAUACGACAGGCUCCUUGUGUCUCCGGAGCUGCAGGACAUUGGGAAGAAGCUGAGAGGGAAAUACGAGGAAACGCGAAAGCUCCUCCUAGAGGUGGCUUGCCACUCGGAACUUCUUGAGGAAAACCCGACGCUCAAGCAGCGGCUUCGACUCCGUGAGCCAUUCAUCACGACGCUCAACGUGCAGCAGGCCUACACGCUGAAGAAGAUGCGGCAGAUCGAGCCGGACGAUGCGCCAAUGCCGAGGACCAACGCAAACAGCGCAUCGGCGGAAGAGCUUGUGGAGCUUAACACCACAACCGAGUACGCUCCUGGCCUGGAAGACACCAUCAUUCUCACCAUGAAAGGAAUCGCGGCAGGAAUGCAAAACACGGGAUAGAGGAAAAGUAAUCAAGCAAGUUAAUAACCCUUUACGAGGGCCAAGAUCCAAAUUAUUGUUCGAGUUUCUAUCGAAGAACCUUGUUCUUCAACCGAAGCAGUGAUGGUCCUUAAGAAUAGAAUCGGUAGGAAAGAAGUUCACAAGAA
Messenger RNA from Selaginella moellendorffii, 3035 nucleotides. RefSeq names its product phosphoenolpyruvate carboxylase. Gene Ontology annotation, biological process: carbon fixation; tricarboxylic acid cycle. The coding region runs from base 1 to 2889 and encodes 962 amino acids. NCBI's taxonomy places the organism in Eukaryota, Viridiplantae, Streptophyta, Lycopodiopsida, Selaginellales, Selaginellaceae. Gene Ontology annotation, molecular function: phosphoenolpyruvate carboxylase activity. The record is from RefSeq and is a predicted model, not a curated record. Gene Ontology annotation, cellular component: cytosol. The transcript is spliced from 10 exons.